GAUUCGUAGGGCAUAUAGUCGCUUGCUUGCUUUAGCAGAUAUGUUUGUUCCAGGACAGAUCGCUGCUUAGAGUGAUACCCAGGAGUUUGAAACUAUCAACAACUUCAAGCGGACUACCGUUUAUUGUCAGAUGAUCAAAUUCAGGUUCAGAUUGUAAAAAGGAUACACGAAAUUCUUUGGUUUUCUUGGCAUUCAACCGCAUAUUGUUAGUAUUGCUCCAAUCACAGAUUGUACUAAUAUCUAGUUGAAGGAUAGAAUUACAAGCUGGCCGGGAAACCACUUCAUAUGUACUGCAAUCAUCCACGUACUUAUACAAUGGGUGUGUGGUGGUGGUAGUGGUGUGGUCGUUGAUCAUCACUAGGAAAAACAGGGGACCAAGGAUAGUUCCUUGAGGUACGCCGGCCUUAAUCUGUUUCCAAUUAGAUCUUAUUUCUCCAAGUUUUACACGAAGUUGACGAUCUUGUAAAAAAUUGGCACACCAAUUUAUCAAUAUGGGGGGGCACAUCUAAAUUUGUUAGUUUCAUUAGGAGAAUGUUAUGAUCAAUACGAUCGAACGCUUUUGAGAAAUCAAUCAUACAUGAUCUAAUUAGGGUUCCAGGUUUGUCAGUUUCAACCAACCAAUGGUGAAUGAGAUGAAUGAGCUGGUGAGUUGUCGAACAGUUCUUUAUGUUUCCAUAUUGAUAUGGAUCGAUGUGCGGAUGAAUAGAGGAAAGGAGCCAACGAUAAAUAAAACGUUCCAGUAUUUUACUAAGGACAGAUGUAAGAGAAAUUGGUCGUAAGUCAUCAUCUGCAGAUUUGGGAUUAGGUACUUUAGAGAUUGGUAUGACGUCCGCACAUUUCCAGGUGUUAGGGAAAGCACCUUGAGCAAUGGAAGAAUUGAAUAUAGAACAAAUAGGACUGCUAAGAAAAGAUGCGUAAAACUUAAGGAGCCAGUUUUGUAUUGCAUCCGGACCAACAGAUUUAUGUACUUUUAUGUUGGACAAUUCGUACUCGACUUGUUGUGGUGAGAGAAUGAACUCAUUAGGAAUUGUAGUAAUUGGUAACUUUGUAAAACUCAGUGCUGGAAUAUCAUCUGAUACUUUGCUGAAAGAUUCAGCAAUUAAAUCUGCUAAAUCUGCGCCUCGCUUGAAUUCACCAUCAUGGUACAGGCAGGAGGGUAAGGGUGGCUUUGCAAAUCCAGACAAAGCUUUGAUGUUUUUCCACCACUUCUUAGGGUUGCUAUCCUUAGUAUUUAAUAUCUUUGAGUUAAAAUAUGUGCGUCUAGCUUGCCUGCAUAAUUUAGUAGUUUUGUUGCGGUAGAAGGAGUAUGCCGAGGGAUGGCCAGUUAACCAUGCUCGUUGUCGUUUGGCGAUAAGCUUUUUAAUGUUAGUAUUUAUCCAUGGUUUAUCAGAUGGGUGGAGCUUAAUGCUGCGCAUAGGAAGGUGAGAGUCUAUCGCCUUAGAUAGAAUUGCAUUAAAACAAGUUAACUUCUCGUUGCACGUCGUAUAAUGUUGAACACAAGACCAGUCGGUUCGCGAUAAUUCCAUCGUCAGCGCUUGUUUAUUGGCCAAUCUGCAAUCUCUUCUAAGAAUACGGGUAGUGGGUUGGGUAGUAGGACAAUAUGCUUUUGGCUUUAAUAUUAUAGAUGAGUGGUCUGAACUGCCGAUAGGAGGGAGAAUUAAUGAUUCACAAUAGUUACGAUGUAGGUUGGAAUAAAUUUGAUCUAAGAUAUUUGCUCCUCGUGUUGGUCUUAAAACAAGUUUUUUCAAUUUAUAUGAAGAGCACAAACUGCCCGGCUUAAAUUGAUUGAAGUCGCCCAGGAUAAUAAUACCAGAAUUUGGAUAUUUUGUUAGGGCAAUAUCGAGGGAUUGGAAUAGAUGGUUUCGCAGAAUGUUGUUAUUAUUUUGCGGUGGGUGGUAUACUGUGACCAUGAUAAUCGAGUUAAUAUUCCUUGGUAGUCUAUAUGGCUUGAGUAAGAACCAUUGUGUUUCGACUUGCACAUCAGAAAAAUAGUCUAAUUCUAUAAAAUUUAGUUCUUUGUUGAUGUAAGUACAUAGCCCUCCCCCGCGUUGCUCCGAAGCUCUGUCCUUGCGCACUGUUGAAAAACCUGGUAUGCUGAUUAAAUUGUCAGUUAUAUGUGAUAAAAGCCAGCUUUCAGUGAUAACUGCGAUGUCACAUUUAUUCGUUAAGACUGCACCACAUAUCUCAUCAAUUUUAUUUACCAUAGAUCGGGUAUUACUUAGAAAUAUUGUAGGAAAGUCAUGCUUUGUUGAGCUAUUUACGAUUUGAAUAUUUAAUAGGUUGCUUCGAUUAAUCACUUUGGUUUGAGUUGCAGGGAAUCUAAAACAGUAAUUUCUUCGAGAAUGUAUAGUUGGAAUAUAAUUCGUACAGGUACGUUUUGUAUAUAAUCUUGUAUGUUUCAUUCCAUGUUUUCGACGUUGCCAGUAUUCAACGUUGUAAUCACGAAUUUCGAAAUACUUUUCAAAUUGGAGAUUCGAAAAUGACUGAAGUUUUGUACCAGCCUAAUGCUUUAAGUCCAAACUGCAUGUGCAAUUACUUAACAAAUGUUCAAGUUGAAGAUCUACUUCUAAAAAUAACUACUUCUUGAAAUAUAUUUGGAAGGCUGAGCUUUUGUUUAUAGCAUUUUUGCUGCUGUUUUGCUCAACAAAUUUAAGAAAUAAAUCCCUCAAAUUGCUCAAAAGUUUACCAUGAAAUUCGCUCUCAAGGAAGGUCUCUAAUUGAGAAGGUCUCUAAUUGGGUCAACGAAGUGACAAAAUUAGCCGAAUUUGCUCUAUCUCAACCACAAGCGUCCUAUACCGCAUGAGUUAAGAGAUCUCGAAGCGGAACUCCUCAACAUUGUCUGUAGUGACGUCAAAGUUGAGCCUGUCCUACAAGACAUUUCCGGAAAGCAACUAAAUGAAGGUUCCAACAGAGCACCUGACGCUAGACUCAACAUUCAUGCGCGUGGGUUCUGAUAAAGUCAACGAUCAACCUUUUUUGAUGUAAGGGUUUGUCACCCCAAUGCUGAUUCGUAUAAGGACCUACGCCAAGUCUACACGAUACACGAAAACGAGAAGAAACGCCUCUAUGCAAGGAGAAUCCUCGAAAUAGAGCAAGGAACAUUUACGCCACUCGUAUUCACCACCACAGGCGAUAUGGGCAAAGAAUGUGUGAGAUACCAUAGUCGAUUGACAGAGUUGGUAGCGAUAAAGAAAGGCGAUGAUUAUGCGACAACUAUGAGUUGGAUAGGAGCCAGAACCUCACUCGCUUUACUGAGAUCGGCAAUUACCUGCUUGAGGGAUUCAAGUGCAAGGAAAAUCGUGUAUGAUAUUAAGAACAUUGAUUUCAACAUUGAGAACGCCGAGAGUGGUGUCUCUCAAACAUUUUAGAUUGUACAUAUACAAAGUUUAAUUAUUUAGCGGAAUAUUAGUUUAGUUAUUUAGUUAUGUAGCGGUAAAAUUUUUAGUUAUUUUGCGGUAUAUGUUCCACCAUGAAACCCAUGAAAAAGAUAUAGGAAUACCAAAAACAUAGCAAAAGGCAACAAAAACUGAACAUAAGUGAUUUAGAAAGUACCUUCAAUGCUUCUGAUAAAAACAACUAAGAUAUGUUUUCGGCGAAAGGCAAAAAAAUACAAUAGUCAAUAAUAUCAAAAAUUAAAUCUGAGCAACACGACGAAACCUACGAUUUAACGUCUUUCAUAGCAAAUCCAGCAGCACAGAUGCUGAAAAACAUUAGCAAUUUAGUCUGUAUAUCACUGGAGUUUUUUCCCCCUAGCAUUUUAAACAGUUUCUCCGCAACUUUAGCAUCACAAUUUUAUAAAAAUUUUGUAUUGUUGUUGCUCCUUCGCCCGCUUAAAAAUUCAAGUGACAGUAAAAGCAUGCGCGUGACGUCACUGAGUGCAUGUUAGGAGAAUUUUAAAGUCAAUCUUUUCCAUAAAAUUGUUUACUAUAUGUUAUUUCUUCUACUUAUAUGUUAUAAAAGAAAUAGAAAAACUCGUCUUGUGCGUUUAUCGUGUGAUAAUGCAAGCAGGGAAUGUUGGAAGAAUACUCGAGAAGCGUGUUACGCCUCGUGUUUUACACGUUUCUCUCGUAUUCUCCCAACAUUCCCUGCGUGCAUUAUCACGCAAUAAACGCAAGCGACUCGUUUUCUAUUUCUUAAUUAAUAACACUUUUCACAUUACUAGUUUCGGAAACACAAUACAGCGGUCAAAACACCAUACAACACAAUGAAAACAUGUCAUAUCAAAAUAAAUAGAAUCGUACAAAUUGAGAAAUCUAUAGGAUACAAAACGAAAUGGAUUUAAAAGAAUAUAACGGCGAGGUUUCUCCCAACAGUCGGGAUAGUUUUUGCUAUUUGUUUGAAAACAGAAACUCCGGUUUUAAGUACGUUUUAAAUUGUCCGUGAAUAUGUUUGACACAGUAAAAUAAUAUAGUCUAGGACCUGCACAUGAGUUUGUAUGCGUUUCAUUUAGGACAGGUAAUCUCAACUGUUUUAGGGUAAAAUCACCAUGACGGUCAACAACAUGACAUAUGUGCCAAAACCUGAAUCGGGGACAAAAGUCCUGAAAAUGACACCGCCCUGAAAGGGCAGUGUCGACAUAGCUCUAACUUCUGAAAUGGAAAAGGAAAAGCGAUAGCCUUUCUGAAGUGCUUAUAGUGUUUAUAAGGGUUGCUUUUAGGGGUGGUCAUUGUUAUAAAUGUAAAACUGUUGUUCUUUUUUUUCGCAUUUUUUUAAAAUUAGAGCACUAAUUAAGUAAGUUCAUAAAUGUUAAAGUUAAUGAAUAGGAUCAUAAUAAUCGUUCACUGUUUAUUCAGUUCAUGGUGUAGUUUUUCAAGUAAUUGGGUUUCUUUCUCACUCGUCUUGGUCUACUUGACUCUUGUGUCAUCGGAUGCUCUUGCGCUUUGUGCUGAUCUUCAUUGAUACUCGUCGCUGCAUCGUUGGCCGUCAUUGUUACUCGUUGGUCAUCAUUGUUACUCGUAGUCACUGGAACGGUAUGUCGGUCGUUUCCUGUCACUUCUGGUAUUUCUGCCUGGAUCUCAAUAGCGGGCUGCCGUCCACCAAUCUGUGGUCUCCCCUCAGUCGGGUGUUCAUUAUGUUCCGUCGUCUUCUUAAUAUCUACUCUAUUUCGUCGGAAAUUCCCCCUAUCAGUCUCUACCUCGUACGACCGUUCAUCAUAUCUUCUUUUAACCGUUGCUCGAUCCCAUGAUUUCUGUCCAAGUCUAAAUGGCCGCAUUCGCACAGUAUCUCCCUCUUCAAGGGGCAACAGAUUUUUAGCACCUACGUUGUAGUAAUCCGCUUGUUUGUCGUUUCGUCUUUUCCUCUGUUUCAUAAUCUUUGUAUUUGGAACACUCUCCGGCCUGAGUAAUUCAGUAGUGGUCGGCAGGAGGGUUUUGCAUCGUCUAGCGAGUAGCCUCUGGGCUGGGCUGGACUCCAUUUCUUCAGUGGGUGUAUUUCUAUGAGCCAAAAUCGCCAGGUACGGAUCAUUUCCAGUUUCAACCGCUUUACGUAUCAGCUUCUUUGCAGAUUUUACAGCAGAUUCUGCCUUUCCAUUGGCUUGCUGGUGUCCGGGGCUGCUUACACGAUGUUCGAAACCCCACAAUUUGGCAAAGUUUCCAAAUCUCUCAGAGACGAACUGGCUACCAUUAUCGCUGACAAAGAUAUCCGGAAUUCCAUUCCUGGCAAAAUGACCUUUUAUCUUUCUGAUACAUGUGCUAGCUUUGGUAUCUUCGAGACGGUUGAUUUCCCAGAAAUUUGAGUAGUAAUCUACCAACACGAGGUAGUUGUUGUCACCAAUGGUAAAGAUGUCUGCGCCAACUUUUUCCCAUGGUCGCUCUGUUAUCUCGUGGCUCAUCAGCGUUUCUUUCUGUUGUCUGGUCUCAUACCUUCGACAUAUCUCGCACUGACCUAUAAACUCCUUCAUCUUUGCGCUCAUCCCAGGCCAAAACAUACAUUCCCGUGCUCUCCUUAGGCAGCCAUUCACUCCAAUAUGGGACCUAUGUACAUCAAGCUUCAUUUGCUGUCGCGUUCCUUUCGGAAUGACCAAUCGCUCUCCCCUGAAGACCAGACUAUCGUACACACUAAGCUCAUCUCUAUAGCUAUAAUAUGGAUGAAGCAUGGUUGGUAGGUCUUGUUUCUGUUCAGGCCACCCCCGGUGUAUGACUUCUUUUAAUCGUUGGAGAACAUCAUCGCGCUCUGUAUCUCUUUUGAUCUGUUCUUGUCUCUCUUUGGAAAGUGAAAUGGCUUUGAGUGCGUUGAUUCUUUCAAAUUCUCCUUGUGUGUUGGCGCUGCUGGUCAAAAAGGCUCUGCUCAAAGUAUCUGCCAGAUCCAUCUGAGGUCCAGGUUUGUAGGAAAUCACGGUGUCAUAUUUCUGUAUGUUCAGCAACAUACCUUGAAUCCGUUUGGGUGCAUCGUGAAGCGUUUUCCGAGCUAUGGCUUCCAGUGCCUUUGGGUCAUUCUCGAUUGUUACCAGUUGUCCACACGC
Paramuricea clavata is the source of this 6460-nucleotide messenger RNA. The record is from the annotation of a GenBank genome assembly. Lineage: Eukaryota; Metazoa; Cnidaria; Anthozoa; Malacalcyonacea; Plexauridae.